Messenger RNA from [Torrubiella] hemipterigena, 2558 nucleotides. The record is from the annotation of a GenBank genome assembly. NCBI's taxonomy places the organism in Eukaryota, Fungi, Ascomycota, Sordariomycetes, Hypocreales, Clavicipitaceae.
CUUCCAUGAGAUUUCGGGGGGUCGUGCCCCGCCCUAGAGGUGACAAUAGCCGCCUGUAGAAGGAUUCGGCUACAAGUCCUUUUUUUUCUUACACCCGCCCCGUGUCGUGCACGCAGCAGCGCCAGAUGACUGACUCCAAAAAAAAAAGGUGCCGUUUUCGCCGCCUUCCCCUGCGCUCGCGCUCGCGCUGGCGGCGUUUGCCCAGUUGUAUUUAAAAGCAUUUCCCCCCUCCACACCACUGCGUCCGCCGCGUUGUCGUCAUAGUUUUGAGGAUCUUCUUGUUGGUUACCAAGCAAGGUUGCUGCUUGUCAUUGUUUUUACUAUCGCGCCCUUUCGUCAUUCACGCUGUCCUCCAGCCGCCGUUAAUACUUAAUUCACGUCCCACUCCGCACUCUGCUCCCCCUUCGCACCAACAGCAGUUGCUCCAGACACUACCAACAAGUGCCAGAUCAAACAAUUUUGCACUUGCACAUACAUCUAUCAAGUCUCAAUCAGCUGAAAAUAGCUCGACAGCUCAGUUGAAUUGCCUUUGGAGACGGCGCCCGCAACAGUCUCACCAAACAACCUCUCUCACUCUACCGUCCCCCCACUGAGAGGCGAGGCUCUACAGGCGCAAGCGCGGAUCAAACACCGUCGCACCCGUUCGCCCGCUAUACACAUAUACCAAUACCAACACAACACAACCUAUAUACAACACCUUCACAAUGCCCGCUGGCGAGUCUCUCCGCGCACCGGCGGUCUCUCGCCCCAAGGCUGGAGCCGCCAACAAGUACAGCAUUGAUAUCAUUAUCGACAGCCACUUCAGCUCCAAGGUGUACACCACAGGCUCCUCCAUCUGUGGCAAGGCCGUUAUCAAGCCCAACAAGGAUGUUGCCUUCAACCACUUCGACAUUGUCUUUACUGGCAUUGCUGCUACCCGACUCGACUUUGUCCAGCAGUACCCGAGCCACUCCUUCCGCCCAUUCCUCAAGUUAAGAAUGCCUAUUGGCAGAGACGACAUCCCCGAGGACCGCGUCUUCAAGGCCGGCGAGGUCUACAGCGUUCCCUUCAACUUUGUCGUACCUCACCAGCUUACCUAUGGCGCCUGCACACACAACUGCGAGUCAGACUGUGUCCGUGACCACCACCUGCGCCUCCCACCUUCGGUAGGAUUCUGGGGUGCCGACGACCAGGCCCCAGAGAUGGCGCAGGUUGAAUACGCUGUCAAGGCCCGCGCUGUUGUCACGCAGCCAGGAGCCCCUGCUACCAAGGUGCUUGAGGGUCACCAUAUGCUCAAGGUCCUCCCUGCGUUCCCCGAGGAUGCUCCCCUGGACAUCACCUUCCGAGACGAGCGAUACACUGCCAGCAAGACAAAGACUAUCCGAAAGAGCUUGUUCUCUUCCAAGACUGGCAAAAUUACCGCGACUGCUACCCAGCCUGGCGCCUUGAUGCUCUCUCCUGAUGGUCACCGUGCCACGACUUCCAACGCCCGCAUCACUGUCGAGUACGUUCCCGAUUCUGCUGAUACAGCCCCUCCCAAGGUUACCUCGGUAUCCAGCAAGAUCUUGGCCACUACGUAUUUUGGUGCUGCUCCUCUGGACCAUUUGCCCAACUUGGGCGCUCGCACUGCUUACCACAGCAGCCCGUGCCUCAACUACACCACCACCACCAACCUUUCCACUCUUCCCACCGACAAGCUUUCUUGGAAGCAGGAAAAGAUCUCCUCCUCGCGUCGUGACUCUGGCUACUCCAGCUCUCACCUAGAAGUUGAUCUUUCCGCUAAGAAGAAGCCCAGCUCUCCUGUGAAGCACACCACCACCAUCGAGGUGCCCUUUACUAUUGUCAACACCAUCAAGAAGUUUUUCUUGCCCACUUUCCACUCGUGCCUCAUUUCUCGCACCUACGCUCUACAGCUGGUUCUCUCCGUUGGAGCUUCUAACACCACCAUGACUCUUACUGUCCCGGUGCAGAUUGGUGUCGACGGUGACCUGGUACCCCAAGACGGCGAGCUGCCCAGCUUUGAGACAGCCAUGGCACAGUCUGAAGAGGAGGAAGCCAACCAGUAUCUGCGUCCUCGCAUCUUCCGCAACCGCUCUGACCAGCCUCAAACCAACACUCUUUUGCCAAGCUACGACGAGCUCCGACACCGACGCCGAGCCUCUGCCUCUGCUGCAGCCUAAUAACCAGCAAUCAUCAUCAUCAUCGAUAAUACUCUCCUCACUCUGAUUGCUACCUCGCCGAGUUGAUCUUGGGAGGAGCUUGACGGCUUUCAAUACUCAAAAGCAUCUUUUUUACAAACUAUAUACACAUACAACAUAAUUUUCUUGAAGUUGGCAUACAGGAAUGACUUUCGUUUUUGCAAGCAUGGCGUUUAUAUUUAUGGGUAUCCGGAUAUAGCUUGCAAUGCAGUUGCGCAAUGAUUCUUUUCAUUAUUUCUUUUCCCCCAGCGUUGAUUUUACGAUGUUCAUGAAGUGAUGGCUGUGACGGUUUACACAGCAGCAAAUAUUGUACUAUAUUAUUUAAUAAUACUUAAUACCUCUCUACAGCAGACUGACUGUCUCUCACGCUCUAGCCAUUAA